Molecule: messenger RNA, 5452 nt
Organism: Monopterus albus (swamp eel)
Lineage: Eukaryota; Metazoa; Chordata; Actinopteri; Synbranchiformes; Synbranchidae
Gene: abcc5
Product: ATP-binding cassette, sub-family C (CFTR/MRP), member 5
Exons: 30
Coding region: 244-4464 (1406 amino acids)
Biological process (GO): transmembrane transport
Cellular component (GO): membrane
Molecular function (GO): ATP binding; ABC-type transporter activity; ATP hydrolysis activity
Source: RefSeq, a predicted model, not a curated record
GAUGCGGGGUCUUCGUCACGGUUGCACACCAUUUCCCAUGAAACCCCGCGCUGGUGCUUCUGCAGCUUCACUGGGUUGGAGCCGUUUACGGAGAACGGCGGACCUGAGGGAGGACAGGGAGGACGGAGCGGCUGCCCUCACAUCGCGGAUGCACACACAGACGCACACAGGUGACACAGACAGCGUUUGCAGAGUUUCACUAAAGGGGGUCAGAGGUCACAGCUCCAUGUGGUCUGAUAGAAGAUGAGAGAACAUGACUUUGGACAGAGCGAGCCAGGGUCUCUCCAACCCUCCUGCGGCGCUCUGCCAGAGUCAGAGGUCACACUGCACCAGGGUGCGUUUGGCUGGUGUGAUGACAGAUCAGCUGGUUGCCAUGAUAAAAAGUUGGAGGAGGGCGGAGCUAAAGAUGAAAACCCAAGCAAACCAGGUGGAGACAACAGCAGGUGUCAUCAUCCGGUCGAUAGCGCAGGUCUUUUUUCUUUUAUGACCUUUCACUGGCUGACGCCUCUGGCCACCCACGCCCGCAGCAAAGGACAGCUCCUGUUGGAUGACAUCUGGCCUGUGUCACAGAAGGAGUGUUGCCAUGACAACAGCCAGAGGUUGGCGUCUCUCUGGGAUGAGGAGCAGAGGUCAAAGGGCAGAGAAGCGUCUCUGUGUUCGGUGGUCUGGUCUUUCUGCCGGGCUCGUCUCCUCCUCUCCAUCCUCUGUCUCACUGUCACACAGCUAGCUGGAUUCAGUGGGCCGGCAUUUGUGGUGAAGCGUCUGCUCGAGUACACCCAGCAGGAGGAGUUGGACCUGGGCUACAGUCUGCUUCUGGUGCUGGGGCUCCUCACCACAGAGCUGAUCCGUUCCUGGUCUCUGGCUCUGACCUGGGCCCUGAACUACAGGACCGGAUCCAGACUGAGAGGGGCCAUCCUUAGUCUGGCCUUCAACAAGAUCCUCCGGCUCCGCAGCGUCAGGGACAAGUCCAUGGGACAGCUGGUGAACAUGUGCUCCAGUGACGGUCAGAGGAUGUUUGAAGCAGCAGCAGUGGGCAGUCUGUUAGCAGGAGGCCCCCUGGUGGCUGCACUUGGUGUUGUCUACAAUCUCUUUAUACUGGGGCCAACCUCUCUACUUGGAUCGGCUGUUUUCAUCCUCUUCUACCCCACCUUGAUGUUCAGCUCCAGACUGACGGCGUACUUCAGGAGGAAGGGCGUGGCCGUCACCGACAGACGAGUACAGAAGAUGAAUGAGAUCCUCAGCUACAUCAAGUUCAUCAAGAUGUUUGCCUGGGUCAAAGCCUUCUCCCAGGAAGUUCGCCGUAUUCGUGAGGAGGAGCGCAGGAUCCUUGAGCUCACAGGUUACUUUCAGAGCAUCACAGUGGGUGUGGCUCCAAUAGUCGUUGUUAUUGCCAGUGUGGCAACAUUCACCACCCACAUGUUGCUAGGAUACGACCUGACAGCCGCUCAGGCCUUCACUGUGGUGACGGUGUUUAACGCCAUGACCUUUGCCCUGAAGGUCACUCCGUUUUCUGUCAAGUCUCUGUCUGAAGCUUCAGUGGCCAUGCAGAGAUUCAAGAGUCUCUUCCUGUUGCCAGAGGUUGACAGUGUCCGGGCGUUACCUGGUGAUCCUCAGGUUGCUGUGGAGAUGUGUGGGGCCAGUUUGGCAUGGGAGGGGGGCGGACAGAGCGCUCAGGCUAGUCCAUGUGUCCGAACAGCCAACAGACUCCAACACAAGGACAGGUGCAGAGACAGAGCUGCUGCUCUUCAGGAAGAGGAGGAGGAGGAGCAGGAGGAGGUGACUGGGUCCUUGUUGAGAAGAGGACGAGAUGUAGCUUCAAGCCCAGAGGAACAAGAGGAUGGGGAGGAUGAGACCUGUCCUCCCCUCCUGUCUGUCCCUCCUGUCUCCCCACGCCUUCAGAGCACUUUGCAUUGCAUCAGCCUGAGCAUCCAGCAGGGGAAGCUGGUCGGUGUCUGUGGCAGUGUCGGCAGUGGGAAAACCUCCCUGAUCUCCGCCAUCUUAGGACAGAUGACGGUGCUGGAAGGUAAUGUUGCUGUCAGAGGAAGGCUGGCUUACGUUGCUCAGCAGGCCUGGAUCCUGAAUGCAACACUAAGAGACAACAUCCUAUUUGGACAGGAGUACCACGAGGACAGGUAUCAGUCUGUGCUGAGCUCCUGCUGUCUGAGACCAGACCUCGCCCUGCUGCCCAACGCAGACCUCACAGAGAUCGGAGAACGUGGUGCCAACCUGAGUGGCGGGCAACGCCAGCGAAUCAGCUUGGCCCGUGCCCUCUACAGUGACCGGGACAUGUACAUCCUAGAUGACCCGCUCAGCGCCCUCGAUGCCCACGUGGCCAACCAUAUCUUCCACAACGCCAUCAGGAAGCAGCUUCACCACAAGACCGUCAUUUUUAUCACCCACCAGCUGCAGUAUCUGGUGGACUGUGAUGAUGUCAUCCUGAUGAGGGAGGGGAGUAUAGUGGAGCAGGGUAACCAUGACAACCUGAUGAAACUGAAUGGAGACUACGCGGCUAUGUUCAACCACUUUCAGCUGGGAGACACGCCGUACAUUGAGGCUCCCAGCAGGAAGAACGGCGGCUCUCAGAGGAAAGCAGCAGACAGUAAACCAGGAUCAGUGAAGAAGAACGUGCAGGUUAUCAAGGACAACGGGGAGGAGCAGCAAUGUGGAGGUGUGGCCUGGCCUGUGUUUCAGCUUUACAUGGCAGCGUGUGGUGGCUUGGCCUCCUGUCUGCUGAUCCUGGUUCUGUUUGUUUUGAAUGUGGGGAGCUCCGCCUUCUGCCAGUGGUGGCUCAGCUACUGGAUCAACCAGGGCAGCGGGAACAUCACAGCGACCCACAGAAACAGCUCAGCAGUGAGUGUCAGCAUGAAGGACAAUCCCAUGAUGCAACACUACGCCACCAUCUACACCGCCUCCAUGGGAAUCAUGCUGUUCUUCAAACUCAUCAGAGGCAUCGCCUUCGUCAAGGGAACACUGCGAGCCUCCUCAAAACUGCACGACGAGCUCUUCCACAAGAUCCUCCGCUGCACCAUGAAGUUCUUUGACACUACACCCAUGGGACAAAUCCUCAACCGCUUCUCUAAGGACAUGGAUGAAGUCGACACCCGUCUGCCUCUCCAGGCUGAGAUGUUCAUCCAGAAUGUGAUCCUGGUCUUCUUCUGCCUUGGCGUCAUCGGCUGUGUUUUUCCGUGGUUCCUGGUGGCUGUGGGUCCUCUGUUCUUGCUCUUUGCAGCUCUCCACAGCGUCUCCAGGGUUUUCAUCCGGGAACUGAAGCGUUUGGACAACGUGACGAUGUCGCCCGUUAUGUCCCACAUCACCUCCAGCAUCCAGGGCCUGACCACGCUGCAAGCCUAUGACAGGGGCCAGGACUUUCUCAACAGGUACCAGGUUCUGCUGGACCAGAACCAGGCUCCGUUCUACCUGUUCAACUGUGCGAUGCGCUGGCUGGCAGUGCGUCUGGACAUCAUCAGUGUGUCUCUGAUCAGCAUCACGGCCCUGAUGAUGGUCCUGAUGCAUGGACAGAUCCCCCCCGCCUACGCCGGACUCGCCAUCUCCUAUGCUGUGCAGUUAACAGGGCUGUUCCAGUUCACGGUCCGUUUGGCGUCUGAGACUGAAGCUCGCUUCACCUCUGUGGAAAGAAUCCAUCACUACAUUCAGUCUCUGUCCCAGGAGGCCCCGGCCAGGGUCAAAGGUCGGGCUCCGCCAGCUGACUGGCCCCAGCAGGGGGAGCUGGUGUUCAGGGAACUGGAGAUGAGGUACCAGGAGAACCUGCCCCUGGUCCUGAACAAGAUCUCCUGCACCAUUCGGCCCAAAGAGAAGGUCGGCAUUGUGGGCAGGACCGGGUCAGGGAAGUCUUCUUUGGGUGUGGUCUUGUUCAGGCUGGUUGAAUACUGUGGAGGAUCCAUCCUGAUCGACGAUGUCGACAUCAGUGACAUUGGACUGGCCGACCUCCGCAGCAAACUGUCAAUCAUCCCCCAGGACCCGGUCCUGUUCAGCGGGACGGUCAGGUCUAAUCUGGACCCCUUUAACCAGUACAUUGAGGAGCAGAUCUGGGAUGCUCUGGAGAGGAGUCACAUGAAGGAGUGUGUGUCCCAGCUGCCCCUGAAAUUGGAGUCAGAGGUGGUGGAGAAUGGAGAAAACUUCUCAGUGGGAGAGAGACAGAUGCUGUGUGUCGCCAGAGCUCUGCUGAGGCAGUGUAAGGUGCUGAUCCUGGACGAGGCCACAGCAGCCAUGGACCCAGAGACAGACGCUCUGAUUCAGGAGACCAUCAGGACGUCGUUUCAGGACUGCACCACCCUGACCAUCGCCCACCGCCUCCACACUGUGCUUGCCUCUGACCGCAUCAUGGUGCUCAACCAGGGACAGGUGGUGGAGUUUGACGAGCCGUCCAAACUGCUGGCCAAUGAGAACUCGCGGCUGUGUUCGAUGCUGGCUGCUGUGGAAAACAAGAUCUCUGUCCGCGGAUGAAGACUGAGGUGGAGGCCAGGGUUUACAUUAGGUCUCCUCUAUCCCAGUUAUCCCAGUAAAGUCAGUAGAAAUCAUCAGCUGAAGAACACUUGCAGGACCUGUUUGAUCUGAGGUGCUCCUCCUGUUCCUGUACUGUAAAUUUUAAAGAUGAAAACUGAUCUCAGAGCUGCUCUGAAGUUGUUGAUGUCAUCGUCAUCUCACCGAGUUACUGUUGCUUUUUUGCAACAUGAAGACGUUUUCUGUGUUUAUGACCUGAUAUGAACCAGGUCCAUAGUUUUUCUUCUUCAUAUGUUUAUUUGUUCUAUUGUCAUAAAGGCAUUGUGAGUUACUGUGUGAUGUUUAGAAAAGGGGGGAGGUUGGUUAAAGGACAGAUAACUGACCUCUUGACCUCAGGCAGCCCACCACUUUGUUUACAUAGUCUGCUUUAAAGGUUACAUGACCACAUCCACCACACACAGCGGUAACUUUAAAACGUUAGGUUCAGCGUUAGCUAGCUUACAGCUAACUAACUUACUGCGUGCUGUUAGCUUAGCUGAUGGUUAACUUCUCAGUACAAUGGUGCAGGUUACUGUCAGAGGUUAUGAACAUAUAUAAUAAAUAUAUUUUUCUUUUUUGGUUUGGAAGCUGGUUUGUAAAUAUUAUUUCAAAUACCAUUUUUUUGCAGCAUGUGCAACACACAUUUUGUUAAUAUUAUUAUGAAUGUUUUAUUUGUUCCACAGUAAUAAAAGCAAAUGCUGUAUUUAAAGGUGGACGGUGUGAAGCUCCCAGAAGUCGAUCACACCCUGAUGACUGGUUCCACACUAGGUCAUAAAUCCCGGCCCCUCCACAUUAGCUGAUGGGAGAUGAGCCAAAAUAAAACCUAAAACUACCAAUCAGAUAAAAUUUUCCCAGAGGGUCACAUUUGGUAGAUAUUCUCACACUGGUGUGUGUUCAAGUGGGUGUUUUUCUGUUCAGUUAGCUUUUAAUAAACUAUGUCAUGAUAUAUAAA